AUGUAUUUUAAUAAAGAUAGGAAGGAUAAAGAUGAGAAGGUACCAAAAAAGAGUAGCGUAAUAAACAAUAAUAUGAUGGUCCAGAGAAAUAAGAAGUACAUGAAGAAUAUGAAACAAUCAUCUUAUAAUAUGAAAUAUGUAAAUAAAUUUUAUAAACGUAAUAGUAAUAUAUCAACAUUUAAUAAUAAUAAUAAUUUUACGUUUAUGAAUUUUAAUAAUUUAAAAGUUGAAAAUAAAAAUAACCAACAUGGCUAUUUCAAUAGAAAUAUUAAUUUUAAUAAUAACAAUAAAGAUAAUAUACGUUCAAGUAUUUAUAACAAUAAACAAAGUUAUUUUGAUCAGGAUAAUAUAAAUUAUAAUACAUUAAUAAAUUCACAGACAUGUGUAUGUUCUAUACAUAUAGACAAAACAGAUGAUGAUAUUAAUAAACAACAAAAUAUAAUUAAUGAUUUAGUUUUAUAUAAUAAUUUAAAUCAUGAUUCACAACUUAAUUAUCCUACAUUUAUUGAAGAAAUUAAUUUUACAGAUAAUAUUGUUUUAUUGACAGGUAUAUUAAUUCUACCACAUAAUGAUAAAAUAUUUAAUAAUCUUGAGUUUGAAGGAAAAACAAAUCCUCUACCUUCAGAAUGUAAUUUGAGUAUAUAUGUUAAUGUAGUCAAUCAGUAUGAUUAUCAUUAUUUUAAACAGUUAUAUCAAUUAUCUUAUAAUUUUAAAAACAGACUUUUUUUUGCUUCCACAAAUAAUGAUACAAUAGAUUCUUCUCUAUUAAUUGAUAAAAUUAUAAUUAAAGGAAAUUUUAAAAACUUAUCGGUUAUAGUACUGGGGCAAAUUGAAAAUGUUGCUGAAGCGCUUAGAUAUUUCAAAGAAAAUCUUUACGACAACAACAUGAAAAGUAGUACUAAUGAAGAAACAUUGGAUGUAGAAAAUGUUGAUUUUGAAAAGGACGAAAUUUAUGCCCCACAUAAAAAUGUGGACAUCAAAACUUAUAAUUUGAACAGUUUAAUAAAAGAAAAUUUUAAUUUCAAUAUUCUUACAUAUGAAAGUAAUAUAGAACACAAUUUUAUACAAACGAGUUAUAACAAUACGCAAUUGUACAAAUUAUCAAAUAUGUUAGAAGAACAAUUUAUAUCAAAUAAUGUUCAACAUAUUAGUGAUCUUAAGGGGGAAAAAAAUGGUGAGUUGCACAAAAAUGGUGAGUUGGAAAAAAAUGGUGAGUUGCACAAAAAUGAUGAGUUGGAAAAAAAUGGUGAGUUGGAAAAAAAUGGUGAGUUGGAAAAAAAUGGUGAGUUGGAAAAAAAUGGUGAGUUGGAAAAAAAUGGUGAGUUGGAAAAAAAUGGCGAGUUGGAAAAAAAUGUUUCUGAAAAUAUAAAAGAAGAAUCCACAAUAAAUGAACAUAUAUCUAGUGAUAAAGAAAACCCACCAAAGGACCAUAAUAAGAACGAUUUAAAAAAAAAAAAAAAAAAAGACAGUGUCCUUACCAAUACAAGUAUAGAUAACAAUGUCAUUAAUAUUGAUAAUAAUGAGAAGGAGUAUGUAAGUCGUAAUGAAAAUAUUGAUAUAGAAAAAAAACAUACAAUGAAAGAACCAUUUAUACCACCAAGUAACAAAUUAAUCAUACAAUUAUUAAACGAAUUAACUACUAUGUAUAAAAAUGAAAAAGAAAUAUAUAAAAAUAAUAUUCCUAUAUUUAAAAAAAUUAUAAAAUUUGGUGCUAUGUGGAUAUUCUAUAUAUAUAAAAGUAUCCAAAAUGAAAAGGAUGGAUUCUUUUUAAACUAUUAUAAGUAUAUGCAAAUUAAAUUACAUGAUAUAUUAGGUGCAUUAUUCAUUUUAAGAAGAUGUGCUUUAUAUCCAGAAUUAUUAAACUAUAUAAUACAUCUUAACUUUAAUGAUAAUAUUCUAUAUUAUGAUCCUACAUGUCCACAUGUCUUAAUAAAUUUAAUAAAUAUGCUGAAUAUUUAUGAUAUUUACUUUUUAUCAUCAUGGAAAAUUAAAACAGCUAUAUUAAAGACGAUCAUUGCAUUUGUCUCGAAUUCAUAUGUUAUGAACCUUUUUUGUAAUUACGUGGAUGAAAAUAAUGACACGCUAUAUAAAAGGUUAUUAGAGUUGUCAUCACAUAGGAAACUGAAAAGAUAUAAUAUUAAAAGGUUGCUGGGUAUAAUUUUAAGCAAGGUUAAACUCUUUGAAGAAAUUAGUAAAUGGGAAGACAGCAUCAUGAAUAUUAUUACGAAUAGAAAAAUGUAUGAACCUAAUUUGUUUAAUAAGGAAUUAUGUUGUAAACUUAUAUAUGAAUUAAAAAAUGUCCAGAAAGAAUUAUUUCAACAUACAUGUUAUUAUAAAAGUAAAAAUAGCUGUUAUGAUGCUCUUUAUGAAAAUGAAAUUUUUGUGUUUGAUGAAAAAAAUAAUAAGAAAAAUUUCUACAUACAUAAAAUACAUAAUUAUAUUAUUUCAUAUCUAGAAUAUAAACAAUUUUUUAAUCUUUUUUUUUAUAUUUUAAAAGAAUAUGAAAUACAUAUUAAAAAUUCCCUUUUCUUAAGUUCAUAUGAUAUUUGUUUUAUUACAGCUAUGAAUGAUUUUGUGUUUUAUUUCCUGAACUGUUCAGGUGGAAUUAAUAUGUUAAUGAAAUAUAACAUAUCAUUAUAUGAAGUAUUAUAUAAGAACAUAUGUUUAAUAAUAAAUAAAAAAAUGAAAGAAAUAAAUAUGAGUAUAAAUGAGAAAAAAGAAAAUGAAAUGGAUGAAGCAAACAAUAAUGACGAAAAUUAUUCUGACCAAAAUAAUAUGCCAAAUGAAAAUAUGAAUAUAAUAAAAGAAAACCAUAAUGAUGAUGAUGAUAUGAAUGAUCAGAUUGAUAAUAAUCUUAAUAAUAAUAUGUAUUUCCAAAGUACUAAUAAUAUAAAUAAUCCAAUGGAUAAUAAUAUUGAUGAUAUUAUAUAUGACAAUAAUUAUAAUACAAGGAAUGAAGACAAUGAAUUGACAUGUGUAUAUGACGACCCUUAUAGCGAAAAUUAUAUCAACAAUAAUGAAAAUAAAAAUGAUAUUAAUAUUAAUAAUAAUAAUAAUAAUAAUAAUGAUGGUGGUGGUGUUAAUAAUAAUAAUAACUGUUAUUUUUAUAGUGGAAAUGAACCAAAAGAAAGUAAUUAUGUAUCAAACAAUGAAGAAAAUAAAAUUAAAGAAAAUAAUUCAUAUUUUUUAAAUUCCAAUGAUACUAGAGGUGAUAAUAAUAUGAAAGAAGAAAAAGAUGCAGUUUAUAAUGUAGAUGAUAUAAACAUGGAAUUCAUAUAUAAUGAGAAGAAUUUUUUUUAUGAUAAUAUAAAAAGUGUAUAUACAUAUAAUGAUAUAUUAAGAAAUAAAGAUAUAUCUGAUGAAUUAUAUUUAAAUGGAUAUAAUUAUAAAGAUAUGAAGAAUAUACGUAAUUAUUGUUCUUAUAUUCUUUGUUCAUUAAAAAUAUUUUGUAAAACAAAUAUUUUAAUAUAUAACUUUUUUAAUAGUGGGAAUGAAAUAUCUUUAACAUAUAUUAAAUUUUUUAAUGUUUUAUGUAAUUAUCCUUUGUCCAAAUUAGCUAUAUUUAAUAAUAACAACUUUUAUAAUUUCUUUCAUCAUAUUAUAUAUUUAUUUUAUUACUUUAUAUAUUUAGAAAAAAUAUAUGAACAUAACUGGAAAAAAAGAAAUAAGAACAAGAAAAAAAAUAAUGAAACGAAAGAAAAUGAAAGAGAAGAAACACCACAAGAAUUAGAUUCUAAUGAUGAUGAUAAUAAUAUAAAUCUUUGUGCUAAUAAUAUUAAUAUACUUAACACUUCAAAUAAUUCUGAACAAAAUAAUAUACAAAAUAAUAAUAACAGCAAUGAAUUUAUUUUGGUAUCUAUUAGAUAUUUAUUAAAUAUUAUUUAUAAUUUAAUAUUUUAUGAUGACAGUGGUUAUUUUAUAUUUCAUUUUGGUUAUUCUAUAUUUGUGUGUCUAGAAGAAAUUCAACAUAUUACGGGAGAAAUAAAAAAAGAAAAAGAUUAUUCUUAUGGUACCUUAAAUAAUAAAGAACCUAAGAAAAUAUUUUUAAAACAUUACAUAAGUCAUGAUAAAAUAUUUUAUAAAACAUAUUUUGAUUUGUAUUACAAUUUAAGAGGUUUGUAUCUUGAUUUAUAUAAAUAUGAAAAGAAGAAAUUUAAUGAAAUGGAUAAAAAUAAAAAGAAAGAAGCUUACAAGCAUAGUAUAUUUAAUAUAUUAAAUAAAUAUAAUAAAAAUAUUAAUAAAAGAAAUAAUAAUUCUACAAAUGAAAAUAAUAUAAACCAUGUUGGAGAUAAAAAUAAUAAUUUUGUUGAAAAAAUAAAACAAGACUUAUUUGAUAAUGAAGAUAUGAUUCUGAAUUUAUUUCCUUUAAAAUCAAAAUAUAAUCCAAAUAUUAAAAAAAUAAUUGAAUGUUGUAAAAUAGAUAAAGAUAAAUAUUCUUUAAGAAAAUCUAAAGAAUUAAAUAACUCUAUUAAUAAAUUAAACAAUGAUAUAUAUAUAAACAACUCAACAAGAAAUUGUAUAAUCUUAGGAAAUACCAAUUAUGAAUUUGUAGAAUUAUUAGAAGAAUUGGAUGAUACAUCAACAGAUAAUAAUAUAAAUAAAAAAUUGGACACAUAUCCUUUUUUAUCUUUACACUUAUUAUAUUAUUAUAUGAAUUUAUGUUCUAAUGUAAAUUAUUUUGAUAACUUAUAUGACCCUUACAAUGAAUCACAAACAUAUGAAGUUGGUAUGUCAAAUGAAUCAAAUAUGGAAUAUGACGAUGAUAAGAGUAAUGAGGAUGAUACGUAUGAUGAUAAUAAUAAUAAUAUGUAUCAGGAUCAAAACAAAUAUAACAACCAAAAUUAUGAGAAUUAUGAUGAGGAUGAUCAAAAUCAAAACAUCCAUCAGAAUAAUGAAGAAAAUAGUCAUAAUAAAAAUGUUUCAAAAAAAAGGAAAUUAUAUGAUUAUCAAAACAAAGAACCUUUUAUUAUUAACAAUGAUGGAUUUUUCUAUAAAGGUUGUGAAUAUCAUAAUUAUAUUUGUAUAAAAAAUAAUAAAUUAGAUGAAGUGAACAAGCCAAUUAAAGAAUAUUCAAAUUUAUACAUAUUUUUAGAAAAAGAAAAAAAAAAAAAAAAAAAAAAUUUAUUAACAAGUCAGGUAAAUUAUAAUAAUAUAUAUUAUACAAAUAUAGAUCCAAAUGAAAGAUAUACAGAUAAUAUGUUUGUAAAUUCAAAUUAUAUAAAUAAGUAUGAUAUAGAGAAUGGUGUAAAAAAUAUAGGAUCAGCAUUAUAUAAUGAAAACAAUUUAGAUUUUUUAAUUAAGUUGAUAUCAAAAAGUAUAAUAUUUUUAAAUAUGAAUAUAUUUAGAUUAGCAACAAUGAAUUUUAAUAAAUUCAGUGGAAGGAAUUUAUACAAAAUAUUAAAGUGUCGAUUAAAAACUUUGUUUUUUGUUAAGAGUAUAUUAAAUGUACUCUUUAAUUUUUUUUAUAAUUUAACACAUGAUAAUAAUGAAUUCAUAACAUUAAAAACUUAUAGAAACAAUGAAUUAUUUUAUUCAUUAUUAUAUUUAUUAAAUAAAUUAUUAAGUUUUAGUGAUUGGUUAGGUUCAAAUAAUAUAACUGAAUAUAAUCAUCAUUCAUCUAUAUAUAUAUUAAGAUAUAAUAUAAUAUAUAUAUUAAGAAUAUUUUAUAUAUGGUUUAAUAAAACAUCUGAUAAUCAAUCCUUUUUAUUCCGUUCUGUUUUAAAAUAUACUAGACUAAUUCCUUCUUAUAGUAUAUCAGGAAUGUUACUACUACUAACUUUUUUGGAUUUUAAAUAUAUAUUUCCUUCAUAUGUAUAUUCUUUUUAUAUUUCUAAGGAUUUAAAAAAUAUUUGUUUUGAAGGAACCAAAAGUUCAAUCAAUGUAAAAGACGAACAAGACGAAGAGGAGGAAGAAAAUGAAGGAGAAAAAAAUAGAGAGGAUGAAUUUAUUUUAGAAGAUUCAGAAUUGGAUGAUCUGAAUUAUAUUGAUGAGGAGGAAGAUGAAGAUGAAGAUGAAGAUGAUAAUAAUGAAGACAAUGAUGAAGACAAUCAAGCUGAUCAUAAUGACAAUGAUUUUGAUGAGGAGGAUAUCAAACAUCCAAAGGGUAAAAGAAAAGGCACAAAGAAAAAAGAAUCUAUCAAAAAAACAACAAUUAAUAAAAGAGCUGGAAGGAAAGCAAAAAAUAAAGUUGAAGAUGUUAAAAAGGAAAAUAACGAAAAAAUGAGUGAUUGUGAUGAACAGGUUGAAGAAGAAAUAAUCAAAGAAGAAGUAACAAAUGAGUGUGAUAAUAAGAAAGGCAAAAGAGGAAGACGAGCUAGUAUCAAGGGUAAAAAAAGUGAAGAUAUUCAAAAUUUAAAAGAAGAGACAAUACAUAAUAAUAAUAAUAAGGAAGAUAUACAUUUAGAUAAUAAUCUUAUAGAUGAAGAAAAAAAUAUGGAUUCAAAAAUAAAUGAUAAUAAUAUGUGUAAUACUAUGAAUGAAGAAUCCACUAUUAUAGGCAUACCUAAUUAUAACAAAUUAGAUAUAUUCCAAAAUAAUUAUGAAACCUUUAUUUUGUAUUCAAAUAUGUUAAAUAAUAAUAACAGAACUGCAUAUUUUAGUGAUGAAGAAGAAGAUAUAGAACUAAAAGAAGAUAAAAAAAAAGAAGCAAAGAAGGAAGAAAUAAACGAAGAAGAUGAUGACCAAAAUGAAUAUAUUAAACAAGAGAAAGAAGAAUAUGAUGGAGAAGAAAAACAAGAUAAUAAAGAUGAUGAAGAAAAACGAAAUCAUAUAGAUCACUCGUUAGAAACACAAUCAGAAUCACACCCAUUACAAUCACAAGAAGAAAAUGAUGAUUUGUAUUCUCAAAGGGGUAGUGCUUUAAAUAUAUAUGAAAAUAAAGAAUAUAAUUAUUAUGGUUAUAAUAAUAUAUAUAUGGAUAAAAAAAAUGAUUAUUCGAAUAACAUGUUUUUAAGGAAAGAAAAGGAAUUAGAAAAAAUAAUUUUAUAUUAUAAAUUAAAUAAUCCAUUUUAUUUAAAUGAGAAAGGAAACAAUCAAUGUUUAUAUUUAUGUUGUGAUAUAGAUAUCAGAAAACAAAUUAUGAAUGAAAAUUAUUGUAAGCAUUUCCGUGUAUUCAAUUUAAAUUAUUCUUCAGAUGAUUAUGAAGAGGUAUUUUUUGAGGAUUAUAAGAAAAGGGGUUUUUAUAUGAGAAAGAAUUAUAUAUCAUUAAUAGGAAAUCUGAGUAUGAAUUUUAAAAAUAUAAAGGAUCGAUUAGAUGUAUUAAUAAAUGAGAAAGAGAAAGGUAUUAGUAGUAAUAUUAAUAUUAAUAUUAAUAAUAAUAAUAACAAUAAUAGUAAUAGUAAUAAUAAUAUGAUGAAUUCUUUGGAAGAUAAUAUAUUAAAAAAAAAUUUUAUAGGAAAUAAUUCCAAGGGUAUGUCCUUUUUAACCUCUAAAAGAAUAUUAAAUAAUAAGAGUAAUAAUAAUAUUAGUAGUAAAAAUAGUAUGAAUAUAUAUAAUGAUCGUUUAAAUAAUAAUAGUUAUAGAGAAAAUAAAAACAUGUUACGAGAUCAUUUAAAACAUGAUCAAUUAACAUUAUUAAAUAUUGAUGAGAGGAAGGGAGAGAAAUUAUUAUAUUCAAAUGAUAAAAAUAAUAUAUGUAAGAAAAAAAUAAAAAGAAUAGAAUAUAUUACAACACCAUUUCCAUAUUCGAUAAAAAAUUUUCUUCAAGUAAAUGAUAUUAAUUAUGAUGAAAAUAAUAAUAAUAAUAAUAGUAAUAUUUUUAAUUGUUAUUAUAAUGAAACGAAGGAAGAUGAUCAUGAAGAUGUUAUACUUAAUAAAUUAAGAAGAGAAGAAUAUUUAUAUGAUCAACAUAUUAGUUUGAAUUAUUUAAAUGAAGAAGAAAGAACAAAAAUAUGUUUAAUUCGAAAAGAAUUAAAAAAUAAGGAAUAUACAAAUUUUGAAGAUUUUUGUGAUUAUAUAAAUUAUAUAAUACGUAUUAGUAAAAGUAAUAAUAUUAUAGCUAGAUGUUUAAGUGCUCAAUGUUGUGUUGUAUUUAUAAAUCAUAGAAUACCUAUAUUUACCAUAUUAUAUGAUCAUAUAUAUAAAAUCAUAUCAAAAUUAAAAGAAUUUAAUUCUUUAAGUGGAAAUUAUAAAAAAGAUUAUAGAUCUAGUAGUAUAGUUAUGAAUAAAAUUAAUUAUUUCUCUUUCUUCUCAUAUAAUAGCACACAAUUAAAUAAUAUAUAUUAUACAUAUAAUGAAGAAAUAUACUUAUUGAAAGAAUUAUCUAAUAUGUUUUCUUUUCUAUUAGAUAUAAUAAAAAUAUGUUUCUUCAAUAAUUAUAAAAAUAAUUAUAAUAAAUUAAUAAAACUGUUAUAUCUCCCAUCUGAAAAAUUAUUAAUUAUAUUAUAUAAUUUUAUUAAUAAAUUGAAGAAAAUAUUUCCUCAAGAGUUAAUACGUUUUAUAAUAAAAAUAUCAAGUACUAUAUUUCAUGGAUAUACAUAUGUUCUGUUUUUAUUUUUUCAUAAACAUUCAAUAUUUUAUAAUAACACAAGUGAAAACAUGCAAAGUAAUAAAAUGAAUAUAAAUGUAGAGGGUACAAAUAAUAAAGUAAAUAAUAAUAAUGAUGAUGAUGAUGAUAAUUUAAUUUGUGAUGAUCAUUAUUUAUUUUAUCAUAAAGAUCAAUUUUUUAAAGAAAGACAAUAUCUUAAAAGAGUUCAAAAAACAUCAACAAAUGAAUAUGAAGAACGUGCCUGUUAUAAUAAAUUAACAUCUGUUAAUUCAUUACAAUAUAAUGAAAAAGAAUUAUUUUCAUGUCCUAAUUAUAUGAAAUAUAUAAAAUAUUUUAUACAAUAUUAUUUUGAAUUGAUUAAUACAAAAAAUGUAGUUGAUCGAAAUAAUAAAGAAAUACUUUAUAAAUAUACAGAUUAUGUCGAUUUAAAAACAGUGCAAUAUUGUUUAAUAAAUAUAUAUGAAAUAAUAAAAAAUAAAAUCUUUUAUUUCUUUACAUUCUUUAAAGUAGAAAAAAAUUUAAUAAAUCUAUUUUUUACAUAUAUACAUAAUUAUAAAGACCACAGAAAAAAAAUACCAUGCAUAUUUUAUAAGGCACGAGCAAAAAAUAUAAUCAUAAAUACGAACAAUAAUAAAGAAAAAAAUAAUACUAUUGAUCAUAAUAAUAAUAAUUAUGAUGAUAAAAAUAAUGAUGUGAUAUAUCAUCAUAAUAACAAUGAAGAAAUACAUAACCAUAUAAAAUAUUAUAAUGAUGAUAUAAUUUUUUUUCAUGUAUACGAUUUUUCUAUACGUUUAAACAAACACAUUAAUAUAGCAAAUUUAUUAGAUUUCUUUUCUUUUUACUUUGAUAUAAUAGAAGAAACCAAUUAUAAAAUUAUUGAAUUAUAUGAAUAUGCAUAUAUAAUAGAUAUUAUAUUAAAUAUAAUUAUAACAAUAAUAAAUUAUAAUUACAAUUCUCUUUUUAUUCUUUUCCAGUUAAUUCAUACAGAAUUCCCACCUGUUCUUUUGAAAUAUAUAAAAAAAGAAAUAAAACGGGCUCACACAAAUAAAGGAAUAAAAAUCAAAAUUAAUGUUGAACAACAAAAAGGAGAGAUUAAAGAAAGCAACUAUGAUAUGUCAACAAAUAAAAUGUCUGAAAUGGGUUCAAGGAAUACAACAAAUGCUACAACUGAUUAUAGUAAUGGUCAUAAUAAAAAGCAUGUCAAAUUUUUAGAAAACUUUAAAAAAGAAUUUUUAAAUAAUGUUUUGAAUAGUUUAAAUAAUUUGCAUGAUUUUAUAGUACAUAAGAUGGACAGGAAAUUGGCAAAUAAUAUUGGAGUUUCUGAGGAUCCAUCUUUUGUUCAAAGGGAUGAAAAUAAAAAUGAAGAACAUACAAAUGAAGGAAAUACAAAUGAAGGAAAUACAAAUGAAGAACAUACAAAUGAAGAACAUACAAAUGAAGAACAUACAAAUGAAGGAAAUACAAAUGAAGAACAUACAAAUGAAAAAUAUAUAAAUGAAAACAAUUUAAAUAAUAAUAAUCAUGAUAAUAAUAAUAAUUACUAUGACGACUUUCAUAUUAACAUGAACUGUUCAUUAGAUAUAUUAUCAAAAUAUAUUUUAAAUAUGAUAAAAAAAUUAACAUUAAUCAAAGAUGCUGUUCUGCAUCUAGACAUCUGUUUCAUUCCAUACAUUAGUUUUAAAGAUUUUCUUAUUUUCGCUUCAUAUAAUUUAAAUGAAUUAAAUAAUUUGUAUGCUAGAGAAAGGAUGAAAAAACAUGCAGAAAUACAUAACAAUGAAAUGACUCAUUUAUUUAAUGAACAGGGACCCCCCUCAAAAAAAAAAAAGAAAAUUGAAAAUAUUGAUACAGAUAAUGAUAUGAACAAAGAUAUUUUUUAUGAUGAUGUAAACGUGAAUAAUCUUAAUAAGAUAAAUAAUGAAGAAAAUGAAAAGACAACUGUUGAUACUUUUAUAUGUAAUAAUGACUGUAAAAAUAAUGAUUAUAAUAUUUUUAAUAUAUGUUGUAAUAAUAAUAAAAAGGGAUAUUUAUUUUUCUUCCAUAAUAUGUUUAAUAAUUUAAAUUUGAUGAUUAAUAAUAAAUACUUAUAUAAUAAAAUGGUUGAUGUAUUUUUUUCCAAAAAUAUAUUAAAUAAAAUUAUGAAAGGAUAUGAAUCACAUCAACAUUUAGAUAAUAAUUAUUUAUUAACAAUAAAAAAUAUUAAUUCAAAUAAUAUAAUCCCAUCAGUAAAUAAGAAAUUAUAUGAUUAUUGUUCUCAUUUUUUUUCAGAUAUUCAAUCCAAAAUAUAUUUAAAUGAAAAUGACGAAGACAUUAAAAGUUUCACUGUAUUUAAUAUAGGUCAAGAUAAUAAAACAAAAGAAAUUGAUGAAAAUCAUUUAUUAUAUAAUUAUAUAAAAGUUUUAAAAGAUAUAGAAGAAAAUCAAAAACUGGAAAAGAAAAAAGUACAAUUCAGUAAUUUAAAAAAUAUAAAUACAAAAGGUAAACAAUAUAAAAAGUCAGAUAAAAAUACAUUUGAAGAUCCAUUUAGAAAUAGAAAAACAGUAUCAUCAAGAGCACCUUCAAAACAUGUUGAUGAUUAUGAAGCAUCUAAUAUAAUGCAAAAUAAUACUUCUUCAGUUAAUGUUGAAGAAAAAACAGAUGUUCAUAAUAAUAAUAAUAAUACAAAAGUUUUAACAAAUAAUAUUACAAAUGAACAAAAAGAAGCUAAUUAUUUAUUAUUAAAUAAAAAUAAAAAUGAUAAUAUAAAUAGCACUCAUGAAGAAAAUCUUAACAUAACAAAUUCUAUGACAAACGAAUUUGAUAAUUCAAAAAUUGUAAAUAAUAAAGCUUUAUCAAAUGGAUUAAAUAAUACUUAUCAGAAUGAAGACAUUUAUAAUAAAAAUGAAAAUAAUUAUGAUGAUAAUGAUGAUAAUUACUAUAAUUAUCAAGAUGGAGAAAAUGAAUAUGAUAAUUAUGAUGAUGUUUAUAAUAAUAAUUAUAAUUAUUAUGAUGAUGAUGAUGAUAAUUUUCAAGAAGGAGAAGAUCAAUAUAAUAAUUAUGAUCAAAAUAAUUCAAAUUAUAUGAUGAAUCAAAAUGUGGAUAGUACAAAUGGAAAUAUUUAUUCAUAUAACUCUGAAAAUAAUAAUAUAAAAAACUACAACAAUAAUAAUGAUAAUAAUAUGGAUAAUCAUAUUAAUAAGGAUCAAGGUUAUAAAACAAAUACAUAUGAAAACAAUCAAACAUAUAAUAAUAUAGAAACAAAUCAACAAACAAAAACAAACAAUGAAUCAAAUUCACAAAAUAAAAAUAAUCAAUAUGAAGAUUGUACAUGUUAUCAAUUUAACUUAUUAGGAUGGAAAGAAUUUUCAGAAGAUGGACAUAAAAAUGAUCUAGAUGUAUGCAAAAUUGUUAAUAAACCUUUCUUGUUAAGAGAUCCACGAAUAAAAAUGAAAUUUCUAAAAAUAUUAGAGAGACACAAUAAUAUUAAAGAUAUCUUCAAAAAAUUAGGAGUUGACAUAAAAUGA
Messenger RNA from Plasmodium adleri (nom. inval.), 11985 nucleotides. RefSeq names its product conserved Plasmodium protein, unknown function. The record is from RefSeq and is a predicted model, not a curated record. Bases 1 to 11985 code for a protein of 3994 amino acids. The transcript is spliced from 4 exons. NCBI's taxonomy places the organism in Eukaryota, Apicomplexa, Aconoidasida, Haemosporida, Plasmodiidae.